GAUAAGCCUGAGCCCCACCGGUUUAACUUACAUCGGAGGCGAUUUCUAAGCCAGAAGAAGAGCAACCUUCCAUCUUUCGAGCUGCAUUCCGCCAAUUUGCCUGAUUAGCACAUUCGGAAUGGCACCGUCAUUAGAGGCAGAAGAGCCCGUCGAAGAGGUUCUUGCGAAUCCUUUGAAACAAAAGCCGCAACUUGUUGCACCGGAGCCCGAACACUGCCCCGGCCCCGAGUCGGAGCAAGCUGGCACCGCCGAUUCCUGCGCCGGAUGUCCGAACCAGAAGAUAUGCGCCUCCGCGCCCAAGGGGCCAGACCCCGAUAUACCAUUGAUAACAGCCCGUCUCUCGGGCGUCAAACACAAGAUCCUCGUUCUUAGCGGCAAGGGCGGUGUCGGGAAGAGUACCCUCACAGUCCAGCUGGCGCGCGCCUUCGCCACCAACCCGGACACCCAGGUCGGCGUGAUGGACACAGACAUCUGCGGACCGAGUAUCCCCAAGAUGUUGCGAGUCGAAGACGAGAAAGUACACGUCAGCAGCACGGGGUGGUCACCCAUCUGGAUGGACAAUCUCGCUGUCAUGUCGAUCCAGUUUAUCCUACCGAGCCGCGACUCGGCCAUCAUCUGGCGAGGGCCGAAGAAGAACGGAAUGAUCAAAAAGUUUCUUAAGGACGUUGACUGGGGGGAUCUCGACUUCCUGCUUGUCGACACACCGCCCGGGACAAGCGACGAGCAUCUUAGUGUCAACACGUUCCUCAAGGAGAGCAACAUCGAUGGCGCCAUCGUCGUCACAACCCCCCAGGAGGUUUCGCUACUGGACGUGAGGAAGGAGAUAGACUUCUGCCGGAAGGCGGGCAUCAAGAUCCUGGGCCUGGUGGAGAACAUGUCGUUGUUUGUGUGCCCCAAGUGCGCGCACGCGACCGAGAUCUUCAAGGCAACGACUGGUGGCGGAGGGGCGCUGGCGGAGGAGAUGGGCAUUCCGUUCCUGGGGUCAGUACCGCUUGACCCCAGGAUAGGCAUGUCGUGUGACUUUGGUGAGAACUUCUUCGAGCAGUUCCCAGAUAGCCCGGCGUGUGUCGCCCUGAAGCAGGUGGUCAGGGGUUUGGCGGGGGAAAUGGGCCUCGACCCGGAGGAAGUACUUCCAGAGGGAGAGGAAGGAGACGAGGUUAUGACGGGGGGCUAACCCGAGGUAGAAUGUCACAUAUGCAAAGAACUGGUUUAGACCAUAUUUCAUG
Messenger RNA from Chaetomium strumarium, 1226 nucleotides. Its product is annotated as P-loop containing nucleoside triphosphate hydrolase protein. Gene Ontology annotation, biological process: iron-sulfur cluster assembly. Gene Ontology annotation, cellular component: cytosol. Bases 119 to 1174 code for a protein of 351 amino acids. The transcript has a single exon. Lineage: Eukaryota; Fungi; Ascomycota; Sordariomycetes; Sordariales; Chaetomiaceae. The record is from RefSeq and is a predicted model, not a curated record. Gene Ontology annotation, molecular function: ATP binding; 4 iron, 4 sulfur cluster binding; ATP-dependent FeS chaperone activity.